GACAGUUGGUGUUGUGGUAAAGUUUAAUGGUUUUGGACGAACGGGUAUAGUGAGUGGAGGGGAUCAUGUCUCUGCCGAUAUACUUCAAUAUUCAUAGAUCCGCCGGGUGGUACCUCCGCGUUCGACAGCCAGAGACUAUCUACUACCUACGGAAAAUCUCAACAUCCAUAGCCAAGCGAAAAGGUUCUCUUGGGACGGGAUUCGAACCCAUACAGCGCACGGCUACUAAUCAGGAGACCGAAAGAGUCUACUCUACCACUGCGGACACCGCUGCUGUCUGAUAUAGAGUGAUAUGAGCUUAUUCCAAUACUGCUCAUUUUAGUUAAAGGGUCACAUAUCUGUUUACGCAUUCUAAUUCAUUAACUAGUCUGACUUCAUUGCGAAAUGUAUGGAUGUAA
Molecule: messenger RNA, 398 nt
Organism: Acanthoscelides obtectus
Lineage: Eukaryota; Metazoa; Arthropoda; Insecta; Coleoptera; Chrysomelidae
Source: the annotation of a GenBank genome assembly